Messenger RNA from Scophthalmus maximus (turbot), 2810 nucleotides. It is a transcript of the gene cmtr2, whose product is annotated as cap methyltransferase 2. The coding region runs from base 62 to 2359 and encodes 765 amino acids. Gene Ontology annotation, cellular component: cytoplasm; nucleus. NCBI's taxonomy places the organism in Eukaryota, Metazoa, Chordata, Actinopteri, Pleuronectiformes, Scophthalmidae. Gene Ontology annotation, biological process: 7-methylguanosine mRNA capping. The transcript has 3 exons. The record is from RefSeq and is a predicted model, not a curated record. Gene Ontology annotation, molecular function: methyltransferase cap1 activity.
CGUGAAUCUUGCUUCGGUUUCCUGGUCGCAGCUGCAUCUCUGUAGCCCGCAGGUUUGGAGGAUGAGCUCAGGAAAUGGGACCAGGAGAAAAGUCAAGAUGCAGCAAUUCAACGACGUGGUGGCGUCUGACCCCGAAACACAGACUGAGAUUCAAGGUCUUUUUAGUAAAGUUAGGACCUAUGUGAAACCGUCCAAUGGGGAGUGGCGUAUCCCCGAUCCAAACACUGCUCUUAGACACACAGUGGAGGAGCGCUGUCGGCUGCAGGCCCUGAAGGUGUCCCUGAAUGAUGUGAAGAACCAGCUCAGUGACAUGAACGUCCAGGUCUGGCAUCAGCACACCAACUCCACCAAUCGAGCUGGGAAGGUGAUAGCUGUCGUGCGUUCUGCUGUCAAUGCGGAGAUCUGCACUCAGGCCUGGUGCAAGUUCUAUGAGAUCCUGGGAACCUUUAAUCUGCUUCCAGACGAGGCUCUUCAGAGUGGAGAGCUGAACACAGUCCACCUCUGUGAAGCCCCAGGGGCUUUCAUAGCUGCUCUGAACCACUACAUCAAAACCAGCGAGUCCACGCGCUACUGUGACUGGAGUUGGGCAGCCAACACUCUCAACCCGUACCACGAGGCUAACGGGGGGAGCACGACCAUCGCGGAUGAUCGGCUAAUCGCUAACACGCUGCCCUGGUGGUUCUUUGGUUCAGAUAAUACAGGCAACAUCAUGAUCCAGAAACACUUGCUGGAGCUGAAGGCGUUCGUCUCUAACAUGCGUAGAGUGGACUUGGUGACAGCGGAUGGUAGUUUCGACUGCCAGGAGAACCCGGACGAGCAGGAGGCGCUGGUGGCGUCACUGCAUUACUGUGAGGUCACGGCUGCACUGCUCCUGCUGAGCCCCAGUGGCUCCUUUGUGCUGAAAAUGUUCACAUUGUACGAACACUCCUCCGUCUGUUUGCUAUACCUGCUGAACUGCUGUUUCCACUCUGUCAAUGUCUUCAAACCCGCCACCAGCAAGGCCGGCAACUCUGAGGUUUACGUCGUGUGUCUGAACUACGACGGCAAGGAGGCGGUGAGGCCUCUGCUCUCAAAACUCAUUCGGAACUAUGGUCCACAUCUGGCCGACCGGGAGGCACUUUUCCCAAAUAAACUAGUCCCAGAGUCGUUCCUGAAGCAGCACGAUGAAGUGUGCUCUUACUUCCACACGCUGCAGGUGGAGACGAUCACAGAAAACCUGCGGCUGUUUGAAGGCAUGAGCACAGAGCAGAGGCAGCGGCUCGACCACAUCAGGGACUGUACGGCUCACGAAUACCUGCAGCGAUUCCAGGUGAGCUUCCUUCCACGGGGCCGUUGGGUCUCCCGUAACACGGUGAGUCCUGCCUGUUGCAGCGUCUCAGGGGGCCGGCCUCUGGGACAGAGGAAGCAAACAGGUUCCUUUAAUGAGCGGAGGGAGCUGCAGACCCUGACCUGGAGGGAGCGCAUUGAGAGGGGUUUCCAUGCCACCUGGAUACAAAGACAUCGCACUGAGGCCGGUGGGACAGGCUGCGUGCUGGAAGGCCCCCUGUCCGAGUAUCACGUGGACUCAUGGUACGUUAUUGUCGGGGCUGCACUGCCCGCACUCAGGAACUCUCCGUUCUGCGAGGGAGGACUGUUAAACCACCUGAAUGAAGCCCUGAUGGACACAGGAAAAGACUGGACUCGUGCACCUUGCUGUGACUCUUGCCAUGUGGUGUGCACAGCCUCCAUCUUGUCCAGUGUCGCAGGUGUCUGUGACUUUAAAGGCGACAGUGAUGGGAACAGAAAGAGGAGACAGUGCAUGGUGUUUGGCAGCCGCGCAGUUUGGGGUGCAUGCGAGAGCCAGAUUGAGGAUUUAGUCUUAAUAUUUUCUGCAGAGCCUUCGUUUCCUCAAAGAGGCUGCGACACGCUGCAUGACGGGGAGCCGCUGUACCAGCAGCAGCUCUUGGGUUGUGUUGUGUUCUCCCUGCAGACGCUGAACUCUGGGGAUGCCCUGCUGCUGCCCCUGUUUUCUGCCCUCACCCGUGUCACAGCAGCUGUUGUGCUCUGUCUGCAUGUGUGCUUUCGCUCAGUCACGUUCAGGUAUCCGCCGCCCUCUGGGGUCGUUGGGACAGUGCUCGUGUGUGUUGGCUUCCGUGCUGAAGCUGCUGCUCGAAUACUGCCCGUUCUCACCGACGUCCAUAACUGCAUGAGUCAGCUGUUGAAAGAAGUGGAAGGUAAAAGUGAGUCUUCGGGCUGGGACAGACAGGUGCUGCAGUUUGUUCCCAUGGAGGAACUGCUCACUGGAGGACUGACUGAGUUCCUUUGGACCAUGAACUCUGAAAUCAUUCAACAGAAGCUGCAUCUGCUCAUGCAAUCAUAGCGCAGGAUAUUGAGCUGUGACUCUACUGUUUCAGAACAGACUCCAUUAUGUUACAAUCUGUUUUAUUUUUGAUGUAGCAGCAGACUGUGCAACUGCAUUUAGUCACUGAAUAGUUUUGUGAGCUGAUAUUAAAAAAAGUGAUCCACUGAUUAGACAUUACACUCCUAACAACAAUGUCGGACUCUCAAUGGCCACCCUAAUCGAUUGGAAACACUGCAGUAACGUAAACAAUGCGAGUAUGAAUAGCCCCUAAGAUGCUUUUCGUUGCCAUCUGAUUCUCUUCAUAUCUAAUCUUCUUGCUCAUCGUCCGCCGGUUCUUAAGAUUUUACUGAUUUGGUGUGAAGAUUUUAUAUGUACAUUUAUUUAUGGAAAUACAAUACAAGUUGAGAAUUCAGGUACAUAAUAAAAGUCAUCUCCAUUAUAUUAUAGGGUCCUAACAGGUUUGAACCAA